This is a messenger RNA of Penicillium maclennaniae, 666 nucleotides long. It is a transcript of the gene mrpl4, whose product is annotated as mitochondrial 54S ribosomal protein uL29m. The record is from RefSeq and is a predicted model, not a curated record. Gene Ontology annotation, cellular component: mitochondrial large ribosomal subunit; mitochondrial ribosome. The transcript has 3 exons. Lineage: Eukaryota; Fungi; Ascomycota; Eurotiomycetes; Eurotiales; Aspergillaceae. Gene Ontology annotation, biological process: mitochondrial translation. Gene Ontology annotation, molecular function: structural constituent of ribosome. Bases 1 to 666 code for a protein of 221 amino acids.
AUGCAUCGGCCGUCCAUUGCCCGUUUGGCCCAAUAUGGGGGGCUUGUGGCUGAAUUGCCCCCUCCCUACCUGGCACCUUCCCUCCAUUUCUCGAUGACCCGACCCUCCCAGUCCUCGAGCUUCUCUACGACUCCUGUCGCUGCCGGCCGUGGACGUGACAUGAACAGAACCCGCGGCGUGUCGGCCAUUCACCGAACUGGCACUCGUUUCAAGCUGAGCGCAUCGAAAUAUCCCCUGCCCAAGCCGGUGUCACCCGAGCCGCAACAAACCCCCGACCACGGGCUCUGGGGCUUCUUCCCCAAGUCGCGUGAGGCAAUGAGCGCCCCCGAAUUCGAUAUGGACCAUGGUCGCUCAUGGGCCGUUCAAGAACUACGUGAGAAGAGCUGGGACGAUCUGCACAAGCUGUGGUGGGUUUGCGUCAAGGAGCGCAACCGUAUUGCGACUACCAACAUGGAGAGAGAACGAAUGAAGGCUGGUUAUGGUGAACACGAGGCCAGCGCGCGUGAUCGUGUGGUCCAAAUCACCCAGAAGAGCAUCAAGCACGUUCUGCGUGAGCGCUGGUACGCCUGGGAGGACGCCAAACACGAGUACUUCACCAAGAACUAUCGCCCACAGCAUGAGUCCGCGAUGGAGGAGGAGACUUUCGAGAGCAGCCCGAAGUCUUGA